AUGGCGUCUGCAGGGGAAGAAGCGAUUUCGCCCAGUAACAUUGUGUUUGAGGAAAAAGUAGACGGGGAAACAAAGGACUUUACAAACAUUCCACUUGAGGAAAAUCCACAGAAAAAGAAAAAGCAACCUCGCCGUAUCCUACACUUCAGUGAUGGAAUUCUUGAAGAAUAUUCUACGGAUGAAGAGGAAGAAGAGAAAGACAAACCUGAACCAGUGGAUCCUAAAACAUUGUCUUGGCUGCCAUGGUUGUGGUUCUACUUUGUAGCCUUGGCUGUUGGUGCCUUAGCAGUGGCAGAUUACUGUGGAGAAAAACUUGCCUGGUUCUUUGGAAUUACAACUCCUAAAUAUCAAUAUGCAAUAGAUGAAUAUCACAGACUUAGAGAAAUCGAGGCAUUUUCUCUUGAAAGGAGAUAUAACAGAUUACAACUGCAUGAUGUUAUGUGA
Lingula anatina is the source of this 444-nucleotide messenger RNA. RefSeq names its product protein FAM177B. Lineage: Eukaryota; Metazoa; Brachiopoda; Lingulata; Lingulida; Lingulidae. The record is from RefSeq and is a predicted model, not a curated record.